This is a messenger RNA of Hevea brasiliensis (rubber tree), 1638 nucleotides long. Its product is annotated as O-fucosyltransferase 13. Lineage: Eukaryota; Viridiplantae; Streptophyta; Magnoliopsida; Malpighiales; Euphorbiaceae. Gene Ontology annotation, cellular component: cytoplasm. The record is from RefSeq and is a predicted model, not a curated record. Bases 217 to 1539 code for a protein of 440 amino acids. The transcript is spliced from 6 exons.
AAAAAGUACCCAAACUGUGUUAUUUUUCAAAAUGAAGGAUGAAAGGAUGUGGGAGAGAGACUGUACAGAGAGCUGUGAAUAAUUCAGCGGCUUACUGAUCUCUUACGCUCGAUCCCAUCAAGCAGUUUUCAGAUCUGAUACUCACAAACCCUAAAGCACCUUCCAAUUUCAUUCCAAUAAUCAGAUUAAAUCACAAAUAGAUAUCUUCUUUAUCAAAUGAUUGCGGUCUCUGUAAAGCCAUUGUUCAUCGCUAUCUUCACUCUUUCUCUCUUCCUUGCCGUCAUUUUGCUUUCUCCUUCCACGCCGUUAUCUUCGACCCUGGUUUCCUCUUCAGAUUCAUCUACAGGGAAAUUCGAUAUAUGGAGUGUUAGAAGGGUUGUGGAGUGGAGGCCUUGCAGAUCGUGGCUUCAAGGACGCCUUAAUGCUCUACCAGUAGAGAGUAAUGGAUAUAUCCGUGUGGAUUGCUAUGGUGGCCUCAAUCAGAUGAGACGAGAUUUCUGUGAUGGUGUUGGCAUUGCCCGUCUGUUAAAUGCAACAUUGGUUUUGCCAAAGUUUGAAGCGGCUGCAUAUUGGAAUGAAUCGAGUGGCUUUGCAGAUGUAUUUGAUGUUGAUUACUUCAUUCAACAUAUAAAUGGCUUUGUUAAAAUUGUUAAAGAAUUGCCUCCAGAUAUCGCGCCAAAAGAACCUUUUCAUGUAGACUGUAGCAAACGCAAAGGCCAAUUUGAUUACAUAGAAAGUGUUCUUCCAUCCCUAUUGGAGCACCGUUAUAUUUCAAUUACACCAGCAAUGAGCCAAAGAAGGGACAGGUAUCCAAAGUAUGCAAAGGCUGCACUUUGUCAAGCUUGUUACAGUUCAUUACGCCUUACAAGAUCCUUAAAAAAGAAAGCUUCAGAACUUCUGGAAGCUAUACCAAAACCCUUCCUCUCACUUCACCUUCGAUUUGAACCGGAUAUGGUAGCAUACAGCCAAUGUGAAUACUCAGGCCUUUCUCCAGCCUCUAAGGAAGCCAUUGAAGCUGCAAGGGGAGAUGGAAAACCAUGGACUGGAGAGUUGGCCCGUAUUUGGAGAGAACGGGGGAAGUGUCCCCUCACGCCUAAGGAGACAGCCCUCAUACUUCAAGCACUUUCCAUUCCUGCAAACACAAAUAUAUAUCUUGCCGCUGGGGAUGGGCUUAUGGAAAUUGAAGGUUUAACGUCUGUAUACACCAAGGUUUUUAAAAAAUCUGCCCUUCUUAACGGUGAGGAUUUCACAAGCAUGCAUGGGAACACAAAAGCUGCCUUGGAUUACUAUGUAUCUAUCAAUAGUGAUUCAUACAUGGCUACUUAUUUUGGUAACAUGGAUAAGAUGGUUGCUGCUAUGCGAGCUUAUAAAGGGCUAUAUAAAACCCUAUUCUUAAGCCGAAGAGCUUUUGCAGAACUCACUUUUCAGGGCUUGAAAGGGAAGGAGUUGAUGCAAGCCUUAUGGACAACACAUGAGCAAGAUUUUGUUAUGGGAAGAGGGUCUGCUUUGCCUGACUGCUUUUGUGAAUUUAAACUGUAACUUCAUCUUUUUUUUUUUUUUUCCCUGUCCUGCUUUAGUGAUGUACUAACAUUUUCUUUUGUAUCUGAUAUCAUGCUUGUUGCUGUUCCCUUUUAGAAA